CGCACUUGCCAGUCUUCGGUUCGGGCUCAGUCCAGUCGCAGUCAGAGAAAAAGGCGCAGGCGCAGCCAUAAACGAAAACGCAGACAGACAGCGAGACACACAGAGUCUCUGUCGCCCGCUCAAGAGUUUCCGACAAACAGCUCGAGUCGCGAAUGUAGUAUUGCUUUUGGCCCAAACUACAAAAAAUAAAAACAAACAACGAAUUUGAAUUUAACAUUUGAUCUAGCUGAAAAGAGAUGUCAUAAUGGAGCCAAUGACCAUGCUGGUGUUGGCCUUCCAGCUGCUGGCCCUCUUCUCGAUCGCCGGUGCGCUACUCAUCUACCUAAUCUGCAAGGUGCGCGAGGACAGCGAGGCGGCUACCGUGGAGGCCCAGCCGAGCCGGGUGGUACUGGUGACGAGUGCGGACACCGCCCUGGGACUGCAGCUUUGCACCCACCUGGCCAACAAGGGGUGCCGCGUCUUCGCCGGCAUGAAGGAGGCCCACGACUCGCUACCCGCCAAGCUCCUCUGCGGUUGGAUGAAGAUCCGCGAGUACAGCGAAGAGCCCAUCGCUGGCACUAUCAUCCCCAUGCGUCUGGACGUGACCCGAGAGGAUGUGCUGCGCGAGGCCACUGUCGCCAUGGGCGCCCACCUGAACGCCGACGAGCGCGGCAUCGCCGCCGUGAUCAACACCAGCGGUAGCGUGUUCCGGGGCCGGGUCGAGUCGCAAGACGUGCAGCAGUGGGAGCAAAUGCUGAAGACCAACAUCCUUGGCACGUUGCGUGUGGCCAAGGCCUUUGUGGGGUUCCUCCGGCCCACGCGCGGUCGCCUCCUUUAUCUGGGCGGAGCCAGCGGCACGCGGACGGGUUCAGCGCUAACGGGCGGCGAGGGUUUGGUGGCCUUCAAUGCAUCGCGCGUGGCUGUGGACAAGUGCGCCGAAGAACUGCGGAAGGAGCUGCAGCCGUACGGCGUCAGUGUGGUGGCGCUGGACACCUGCGGAAUGACAGCCGAGUCCCUAUACAAGGCCCCUGUAGCACAAACGAUGUCAGCGAGUGCCGAAGCACCUACUCAGUACACGGCGGACGUUCUCAGCCACAGUGCCCUGCAGGUGAUCGAGCGGGCGCUGUGGGACUUUGCCCCGCAGGAGCGCUAUACGCUUAUCACCCAAAACAAGUACCAAUUCACAUUGCCAUGCCGCUCUUCGUUGCGUCUCCAGCGGCCGGCAGUUGCAGGCGAGUCUGCGACGCAAUCUGUGUAAAUCCGAUCCGUCUCGGUCUCUACCUUCAGCUCCAGCUGCCUCCUGUACAUACGUAUCCCCGCUGUAACCUCUUCUUCUGCUCCUGUUGUCAUCUAACAACACUAACCAUGUUUUUUGUUUAAUGAUAUUUCUUCCUUUGGAAGGAUUUUUAUACAUAUGAUAUAUAUAUUUUCACUCGUUUUUGCAUACAAUUUGACGGUGCAUUUUUGAUGGACAACAUACCUUAGCACUGAAUGAUACGAACAAUGAAAAUAAAUCUUUGUGCUAAUCUA
This is a messenger RNA of Drosophila miranda, 1509 nucleotides long. RefSeq lists its product as uncharacterized. Lineage: Eukaryota; Metazoa; Arthropoda; Insecta; Diptera; Drosophilidae. The record is from RefSeq and is a predicted model, not a curated record. The transcript has 4 exons. The coding region runs from base 245 to 1237 and encodes 330 amino acids.